GAAGGAAGAAGGAAGACAUUUUUGGUGGUAGAUGGCGAACAAGCUGCUCAGCGAAAUGGGUCUUCCCAACUCCAUAGCCAACAUUUUUGCUGCUCGUAACCUUAUUAAUGCCAAGGAUGUAUUUUCACUGACAGAAUUUGAGUUGAUGGAAUUGCUAGAUGUGGAUUUGGCUGUAGUAACAUCAGCAGUGGCACACAUCAGUGAAAUUACAUGCCCUCCGUACCAAACUGCACUGUCAUUGUUGGAACAGCGUGGUCAAAAUGAGAACAUGGCUGGCCAUCUUCCAACUUCUCUAAAAGGACUCGACAAUGCUCUGUGUGGGGGAAUUCCUUUUGGUGUUGUGACAGAGCUAGUGGGUCCAGCAGGCAUUGGUAAAACCCAGUUCUGCUUGAAGCUUUCAUUAUUAGCUUCUCUUCCUUCGAGUUAUGGCGGCUUAGAUGGUUCUGUAAUUUAUAUCGAUACAGAAUCCAAAUUUAGUUCACGGAGGAUGAUAGAAAUAGGAUUUAAUAGCUUCCCAGAAGUAUUUCAGACCGAAGGGAUGGCACAGGAGAUGGCUGGAAGGAUCCUGGUUCUAAGGCCAACAUCACUUUCUGAAUUUACUAAUAGUUUGCAGAAAAUCAAAGUUUCACUAUUUCAGCACGGUGUGAAAUUGCUGAUCAUUGACAGCAUGGCUGCUCUUCUUUCAGGUGAAGGUGUACAAGGACCUCAGAGACAACACUCAUUGGGUUGGCAUAUAUCAUUUAUUAAAUCAGUUGCAGAAUUUUCACGAAUUCCUGUAGUAGUGACCAAUCAAGUGAGAUCUCAAAGUCGUGAUGGAACUUCCCACUAUUCUUUCCAAGAGCAAGGCAGAGGUGAAAGUCCAGAAGCUGCCACAAAACUUGAUUCUCAUCUUGUUGCUGCUUUAGGGAUCCACUGGGCUCAUGCUGUUAGUAUUCGUCUUAUAUUUGAAUCAAAAUCAGGUCAAAGGUUCAUAAAAUUAGCAAAAUCUCCAGUAUCUCCGCCUCUUGCAUUCCCUUUCAACAUAACUUCUUUUGGGAUUUCAUUGCUCAAUGAUGAUGGAGUGGAAAUGCCAGGGCCAGAGAUACAUUCAAUAAGUUGUCAAGGUCACAACGAUGUUAUUAAUUUCGGUAGUGAAAUGAUGCAUUGAGGUCCAGAAGCAAAGAUACCUUAUCUAAUGUGUAGCCCCAUAGGCGUGCUGGUAAAUUCUUCUUCUUAUACUAGCACUAACACAUUCUUUUUUUCUCCGAAUCCUCAGACUGAACUUCAUCGUUCAAUCUUAAAUCCCUCAGUCAUAUCUAUUUUAGGUGUAAAUUCUAUGAGUAGACGAUGUAAAUAUGAUUGAUUUAUAAAUGAAUCCACUGUGAUGGAUUCGUUACCUUA
Molecule: messenger RNA, 1380 nt
Organism: Solanum stenotomum
Lineage: Eukaryota; Viridiplantae; Streptophyta; Magnoliopsida; Solanales; Solanaceae
Product: DNA repair protein RAD51 homolog 2
Exons: 12
Coding region: 32-1147 (371 amino acids)
Biological process (GO): double-strand break repair via homologous recombination
Cellular component (GO): Rad51B-Rad51C-Rad51D-XRCC2 complex; replication fork
Molecular function (GO): single-stranded DNA binding; double-stranded DNA binding; four-way junction DNA binding
Source: RefSeq, a predicted model, not a curated record